AUGGCUAUGAAAGGUAUCGCGGUUGGCCUGCGGCUGUGGGAGUUCCUCUGGACUCUCCUCGUCAUGGCCCUGAUCGGUAACAUGAUCAACGAAUCCUUCGCCGGAAACCCUGCCACGGUCAACUACACCAUGUUCGUGUCGGCUUUCUCCAUGUUCACCCUGCUCUACUUGACCCCGGCCACGUUCAACCCCGACUGGGCCAUCCACCCCAUCCUCAUGAUCGUCCUGGAUACCCUGAACGCCAUCUUCUUCCUCACAGCGGGUAUCGCGCUGGCGGCGAAGCUUGAAUCUCACAGCUGCAGCAACAAUUCCUACACCCUCAGCAACGAGAUCACCAACGGCUCGGUCCACCGCGAGAAGCGCUGCCGCGAGGCCCAGGCCUCGACUGCUUUCCUGUGGUUUGCGUGGGCCGGGUACACAGUCUCGAUGAUCAUGUCGUUCAUGGCCUCCCGUCGAACUGGCGUCAACCUGCGUGGACGUACUGGCCCUGCCCGCGGCACUCGUCCUAGUAUGGCCCAGGUUUAA
Messenger RNA from Aspergillus melleus, 525 nucleotides. Its product is annotated as MARVEL domain-containing protein. The coding region runs from base 1 to 525 and encodes 174 amino acids. NCBI's taxonomy places the organism in Eukaryota, Fungi, Ascomycota, Eurotiomycetes, Eurotiales, Aspergillaceae. Gene Ontology annotation, cellular component: plasma membrane; eisosome. The record is from RefSeq and is a predicted model, not a curated record. Gene Ontology annotation, biological process: protein localization to plasma membrane; eisosome assembly. The transcript is spliced from 3 exons.